AUGGCGCGCCUCCUCGGACGGAUCCUGUUGGCUUGCGUGGCCCUUUCCUGCGCCUCACUGACCUGGCUCCCUUCGUGGGGUGCUAGCCCGAGCCAGCGCCUUCGACGCGUGUCCGUGGCAAGAGAGGCGGCACGUGAUAAGACCUUGAGCCCCGAGGAACUCAAGGAGCAAGAAGAGCAGGAGCAAGCGGCUGGAUCGCCCUUCCGCUUUCGCAACGAGUACUUGGUGGCGUUUCAAGCAGCUGCCCAUUGGCAUGAGAUCUUGUUUUAUGAUGAGCUGCAGACUGCUCUGCUAGACCUGGAGGACAGUGAGGCCGUGUGGUCACGCCGCGAGGCGGCCAGGACACGCCAGAUCAUGAUCGGCAAGGCUCGCCCCGAGUACCGCCGAUACCUCGCUGAGGUUCCUGUCGAUCAGCGAGGGCCAGCACAUCCCAUGACACCCAAUCCGCGGGACCGCGUCUCCAAGCGCCAGUUCGAUCGUUCGCUGGGUGACUGGCGUCGUAAGCUCCACGAGUUCGACGCCGAAAUGGGCUUCGUGUCGGACAACCCGCUGGAGCUGCGGUCAAAUUCCACCAGUUCCUCGGAAGGGCCCGUACAACCGGGAGCGAUGCCUCCAAGCCUGCCCACAUGCAACGGGUCCUCCCUGCAGCCUCCAACCAGGCCUCCGAGCUUCCUACCCAUGCGAGGCGAGUCGCAAGCAUCCUCUUUGUUGGCGCCAGCUGGGGCGGCUCCGUCUUCAGCGCCGCAGGCGACCUCGGGCGCACCUCAGGUGUUGGUUCCACAGCAUCCACCGCCGUCGCAGCCUCCGAUAGUGCAUGAGUUCUGCCCAGGCAUUGUCCAACUGCGCCUCGCCGACCAGCUGCCGGUUCCACCGCCGGAUUCUGCGCACCAGGGGCACCAGGCUCCCGAGUUUGUCCCCCAGGCACAACAACCGCAGGACUUCCCUCCCGUUGACUACGCCAGCGCUGCGGCCAUCGGCAUCGCAGUCGCUAUGGCCACGCUGAUGGGUUCCGGGCAGAUGUCCUCGCAGGCUCCGGGUCAGAUGCCGUGGGUUCCGCAAGCAGAAGUCUACGAUCCGAACAUGUAUGAAAGGACGGCCGAAGCCCACGAGAUGCCUAUCUUCUACAACUCGCCGAUGGUGACUGCCAUGCCACCUGCACCACAAGUGCCGACGAUGUCCCUUGCCCCAGAGACGCCCUGCCGGAUGCGCCCGAUCAGCUUUGAAGACCGCGAGACACCUCCACCCCUGCCAUACCAGAUGCAGGCCGUCGAUGGUUUCCAUCAGUUCCACGCAGGGCAGCUGGGUGUCGUGAACGAGGAGUGCGAGAAGGUGAAGUUGACCUACGAGGACGCGCUGUCUCCUCGAAGCAACCGCGAUUCGACACUUCUGCCGAUUCCGAAGGACGCGGUGUCUCCUCGCAGCAACCGUGACUCCCUCUUGGCGAUCCCGAAGGAAGCAACAGUGAAUCUUCGGUUCGCUGUUGCUUUCGGAAGACAUGCCCCCAUUCAGCACGCCGCAGCGACAGAAGGAUCCAAAGUCACAACCCCAGACCAGUGCAACCGGAACGGCCUCAUAACGAUGGCCAGCGCCGCCCUCCAGUCCCUGGUGGAGGCGGCGCCCGCGAUGCGGGCGACGCAUCUGCGGGAGCUCCUCAAGGAUGAGAAGAGGUGCGAUGCAAUGAUGGUCGAGGCAGAAGGCAUCUGCCUGGACUACUGCAGACAAAAAGUGACCCAGGAGACCAUGUCCAAGCUUUUCGACCUGGCGAAGGUCGCCGACGUGGAGGGUAAAAAGAAGCGCCUCUUUGCAGGGGAGAAGAUCAACGAAACCGAGGGCCGUGCAGUUCUGCAUGUCGCCCUCCGGGCGCCGAAGGAGGAAACCAUCAACGUGGAUGGCAAGAACGUCGUCCCGGAGGUGCACUCCGUCUUGGACGCGAUCAAGGCGUUCUCAGAUAAAGUCCGUUCUGGAAGCUUCGUUGGCCACACCGGCAAGAAACUGACGGACGUGCUCUGUAUUGGCAUUGGUGGAUCCUACCUGGGCGUCGAGUUCGUCUACGAAGCGCUGAGGACCGACUCAACGGCCGCAGCCGCGGCAAAGGGCCGAUCUUUGCGGUUUUUGGCAAACGUGGAUCCCAUCGAUGUGAAGCGGGCUUUGACGGGUCUCAAUGCCGAAACCACACUUGUCGUUGUCAUCUCCAAGACUUUCACCACGGCAGAAACCAUGCUGAACGCCCGGACAGUCAAAGACUGGUUGGUGAAGGAGCUUGGUACGGAGGCGGCCAUCGCCAAGCAUGUCAUCGCAUGCUCGACGGCGCUGGACAAGACGAAGGCCUUCGGUAUCGACUCUGCCAACGUCUUCGGUUUCUGGGAUUGGGUGGGUGGUCGCUUCUCCGUUUGCAGCGCGGUGGGGGUCGUUCCGCUCGCGUUGCAGUACGGCUUUGACGUCGUUCAGAAGUUCCUGGCGGGCUGCCGGGCCAUGGACCUGCACUUCCGGGACGCGCCCUUGGACAAGAACCUGCCUAGCAUCCUCGGCUUACUUUCCGUGUGGAAUGCCUCCUGCCUCGGAUACGAGGGCUGUGCUGUCCUGCCGUACUGUCAGGCCCUGGUGCGCUUCGUGGCCCACAUCCAGCAACUGGACAUGGAGAGCAAUGGCAAGCGGGUGCAGAUGGAUGGCGCUGAAUGCACAGUGCCCACAGGCGCCAUCUACUUCGGCGAACCCGGUACGAACGGUCAGCACAGCUUCUACCAGCUGAUGCACCAAGGACGCGCAAUUCCGGCCGACUUCAUCGGCUUCAAGGUGUCGCAGAACCCGAUCAGCUUGGAUGGGGAGCCGGUGUCCAACCACGAUGAGCUGAUGUCCAACUUCUUCGCACAGCCCGAUGCUCUCGCGCUGGGGAAGACCGCAGAGGAGCUAAAGGCCGAUGGCAUUCCCGAGAAGCUGAUUCCGCAUAAGGUCUUCACGGGAGAUCGCCCCUCGAACUCCUUGCUGCUGCCCGUGUGCGAUCCGUACAACUUGGGACUGCUCCUGGCCCUCUAUGAACACCGCACGGCCGUGCAGGGCUGGGUCUGGAAUAUCAACUCCUUCGAUCAGUGGGGCGUGGAGCUGGGCAAGGUUCUGGGAGUCAAGGUCCGGAAGUACCUCUCGGAAGCGCGGAAAGGUAGUGGAGAUGCCUCCGGCUUCCAGAAGCCCACCGCGAAGCUAAUGUCGGCCAUGCUGACGGCACCUCAAGCGGGUGGCGACGACAGGAUAAUUAUGAUCCGCGCCCGUGAAAUCUACGACUCCAGAGGGAACCCCACUGUCGAGGUCGAUCUCGUCACGGAGACCUCGCUCUUUCGCGCAGCGGUGCCCUCCGGUGCAUCGACGGGGAUCUACGAGGCCCUGGAGCUCCGGGACGGCGACAAGAGUCGGCUUCUGGGGAAGGGUGUGCUGAAAGCCGUGGCGAACAUCAAUGACAUCAUCGCUCCGAAGUUGAUUGGCAUGAAGGUCACGGAUCAGGCCACUCUGGACAAGCUCAUGGUCGAGCAGCUGGAUGGCUCCAAGAACGAGUGGGGUUGGCUUGGGCCUUGGCGUUUGCACCCCUUGGUAGGCCUGCAGGCUUUGGGGCGGGUUUGGGUAGGUAAAGCUAAACUGCUAAUUUUCCUCAUUGGAAAGGAUGGCAGGAGAGUGUAA
Symbiodinium sp. CCMP2592 is the source of this 3666-nucleotide messenger RNA. The record is from the annotation of a GenBank genome assembly. Lineage: Eukaryota; Dinophyceae; Suessiales; Symbiodiniaceae.